Pollicipes pollicipes is the source of this 2513-nucleotide messenger RNA. Its product is annotated as F-box only protein 21. The transcript has 11 exons. Bases 84 to 2195 code for a protein of 703 amino acids. Gene Ontology annotation, molecular function: protein binding; DNA binding. NCBI's taxonomy places the organism in Eukaryota, Metazoa, Arthropoda, Thecostraca, Pollicipedomorpha, Pollicipedidae. The record is from RefSeq and is a predicted model, not a curated record.
GAUUUCAUCCGUGCAAUCCGGAUCUGCUGAAUUUGGUGCCUUUUUAUAUUUGGAACAUUGCACUUGUGUGUUGAAAGUUGCCGAUGGAUCCUGUGAAGUUUUUGGAUGAUGAGGGAGUGAUGCAUAUGGACAUUAGAGAGCAUGAUGCUGAGACAUCACUGCUUUCUCUGCCAACGGAAAUUUUGGAACACAUCUUGUGUUUCCUUAGUAUAGAAGAUAUUGUUUCUGUGUCACAAGUAUGCAGAAGGCUUCAUGAUGUCCAUACUUCAGAGAAAGUAUGGAGGUUUGGAUUCAAGUCGAGGUACCCACGCCUUAUGCAGACCUCAUGCCAUCCUGCCCUGCUGAGUGCGUUCGAGUGGUGUGGCCGCAGCUGGCGCCGCACUGCGUGGUUCCGCGCCUCGGCUGGCCGCCACCUACGCACAGCCUUAGCCAAGAUGGCCGACAGAUGCUACUCGGUCGGCUGCCUGCCGGACCCCGCCAUGGAGGAAUUCCGCAGUCUGGUGCCCGCCCAUGGUACCCUGUUCAACCGGGAUGCCCUUCUGGAGGUCAUCUACCCGCGCCAACACUGUCCGGAUGAUGACCUGUCGUUGCGCUACUAUGCGCGGAUGCUGUUCCGAGAGAUUCAGCGGGACUCCGUGCUGCUGCCCAUAAUACGCGAGUACGUGCAGCGGCCAGUGCAACAUCUGAACGUACCUGAAGCCUUCUAUCUGAUGAGCCUCUGGAUGAUUCCGGAGCAAGUCAACCGACAGUCCGAUCUCCAGUCCUACUACAUCAAGACCGCCGGGCUGGUUUUGGAUGAGCUGCGCCGGCGGCUGCCGGAGCACCCAGCCGCUGACUGGGCCGCGUGCAAGCAGAACCCGUUCGGACCCACGCUGUGGACGGACGACGAGGCGCUGCAGCUGCUGGACGUGCUGAACGUCGUGCUGUAUGACCAGCUGGCCCUGAUGGAGGACGACGGGCCAGAGGACGGACCAGCUGCCGAGCUGAGCAUGUUGCUCUUCCUCCACCAUCGCCACUUUCACCGUGUCGGCUCCAAGGUGCAGACUGUGAUGGCUUCAGUUUACUGUUCUGUGGCUGGCAUGUUGGGCGUCAACCUCCACAACAUGCAGCUCCCGCACAGCUGGAUGAUCUGCUGGCACAGGAUGGUCGGUGAACAGUACAUGUUCAUCGACGUUCUGCGCCGCGGCCUGCGGCUGUCCAGGGAGCAGGCAUUGGAGGAGCUGAAAGCCGUCCACCCGGGCAUUGACCUCCAGAUGCUGGAACCUGUCCCCAGAGAGAGGGUACUGGAUUACGUGAUCCAGUGUUCCACCCAGCCGGAUCCCCGCCGGCCAGGUUCCGACUUCGACUUGGCCUCGUUCAAGACACUGGCCACCUGGGCCCGCAGUGGCUGCCGCCUGGACACGGCUGCGUUCACCGACCUGAUGUCCACCCUGGCUAGGAUGCGACCCAUGUACACACACCGUCUGCUGCAGCAAUUCAUCCAGGCUAACGGGCCGCACCUGGUGGAGAACGACAGACGUAGCUUGGAAGCACUUGCGACGGACCUGAAGACGAGGUACAAGCAAUUGCUGCGCUCCCUGGAUAAACAGGAGGCCAAGGUCCGGAAAAUGGCGGACCUCCGCGCAGCAGGCCGAGCAGUGGGCAACUACCGGAGGCGGUUCGGCGUCGGUGACGUUGUCACGUACGGCGGCGGGCACCUGGCCGUGGUGUACAGCUGCUCACCGUGCUGCGAGGCGCCAGAGGACUGGGUGGAGGAGCGUGGCAUGAAUUCCAGGCUGCAGCUGGGAGUCAACCAGCCCUUCUACAAGCUACUACUGGAGGUGGACCAGUUUGGAUACAUGGCCGAGGAGGAGCUUCAUCUGGCCGCGGAUCCACAGCCCAUCGAUCACGUGGAGGUGGGUCGCUUCUUCGCCCGGUUCGACGGGGAGCGGUACGUGCCGAUCGCUCCUCUGGCUAUUCGCUUCCCGGAGCCGCAGCACGGGGAUGAGACGAAAAUGAGCUUCGUCGAGUCGCCAACAGAUGACGGUGAUAGCGACUGGGAGGACGUCGAGGAUCAAGAGAGGGAGAAGGCAUUGAGACCGGCGCCUCCCGCCGUCUGGAUGGGUGUUUGGCCAGAGAUCCUCCCUGAGGACUCAGAUGAUGAGGACACUAAUGGUGGAGCCGUGACCGCUGACGGUGGUCAGAUGGAUCACUGAUGGCUGUGUUGGAGCUGUGAACAUAGCACACGGGUGUUACUGAAUACCUCAUCUGCCUGUAUAUAUGUGGGUGGCUGUACAUUUGCUUAUGUACCGGUGUGGCUGUUUUGUAUGUGCCCAGCCAUUUGACGUUCUCUGUGAUUGUUCGCGCCGUGCACUGUAUUACGCCGACCUACUCAGGUACUCAGUACUUCAUACAUACGGCUUUGGUGUUGCUCUCAGGUGCUGUCUUGCUAUGUGGUGACAUUCUGUGUCACUGGCUGUGCAUGUGAUCCCAGCUUUAGAAGUGUUUUUAACAUGUUGUAUGUACAUUCAUGU